AUGCCAGUGUUAUGGGAAGCUAUCUUUAUUUUCAUGGUCCAUUCCGCAGCAGUAUCUUCAGAUCAGCAUCGUGGUGAGGUUUGCCGAGGCAACAGGGAUGAGUUCGGUUUCGCCUUAGUUGGGCAUGACUACAAAAGUUCUUACGCUGACAACGUUGGUCGUUGCUUCUUCUUGUGUAGCUCUGACGAAAGGUGCGAAAGCGCGACGUUCUUCUGGAACACUAAGGACUGCAAAAUGAACAGAGAGACAAAGGCCUCGAGGCCAGCAGACUUCGUGAAAAAUCCAUCUGCUACUUAUAUUGAAAACUAUUUCCGAGGUAAUGUAAAUUAUAGACUGAAAUAGGUAGUAGAAUACCACGCACUAUUAUGCACUAAUUCUAUCGUCUUCUUUUGUUUACUAGUAGCUAUUUUGCAGUAGUUGUUAGCUUCUGUUUCACUGGUUUAGUAAAAUCAUUCUUCUAGCUGAAAAACUAGGUUACUCAGAUUUAAAGAGAAUUAAAGAAAAAAUGAUAUUUGACUUUUCUAUGACCGUCAAUCCUUCAUUAUUAUUAUUAUUAUUAUUAUUAUUAUUAUUAUUAUGAAUUUUUUUUGAUGGAUUUCCUUAGCUAAGAAAGGUUCAACAUCCUUGACGCCAGGCUCCUCCUGCAAAGACAUUCUGAUAAGCGGUGACGCUCAGGGGGAUGGAAAGUACUGGAUGGACCCUGCAGUCUCAGGGGACCCCUUCAUAGUCUUUUGUGACAUGACUACUGCCGGAGGUAAGAGCUGAUCUUUGGAGAAUGACUUAAAUGUGUACGUGUGCGUGUGCGCAUUUUUUCCACAAACAUUUAUGAUCGUGCCUCCAACUAACAAAUACUUUCAUUGUUUUGAAAAAUAUUUUUAUCAGGCCUUCUCGCCAGAUUAAUUUUUUGGUUAUAUUCUAGGUGACUUUAUGCUUUACUUAUGUAGUGUUGUCCUCCUUCUCCUUUCCGUCUUUUUUUUCUUGUAUGUGGUUCAAAUAAAGUUGUUGCUGUUCUCAGGGGCGGAUCCAGGAUUUUUUUUAGGAGGGGGUGCACUCGUCUCUUCCAAUAAACCACAUAGUUUUUUUUUUUGCAGAAUACCAGUUGUAUUAGAAAACCGCAAGUCAUCUCAGGGGGGGGGGGGGGGGCGCACCCCCUGCACCCUCCCCCUAGAUCCGCCCCUGGUUCUCAAGUACUGAUCAGUACUCAUAGGCCGGAGCUAGACGAAACGUAAACCGUAUUUAGGGAGCUUAAGCAACAACGACGGCGACGGCUUCGAAAACCUCACUUAAAACCCGACGACAGGGAUGCUCGUCGGAAAUUUUGACGUAAACCGUAAUUAGGGUGGCUUAAGGAAAUUUUGACCCCUUAAAGAGACCGCUUAAAACACACAAAAUACGACAUGCAAUGAGUUUUAUUGAUAACGACGGCGACGGUUUCUUCGAAAAACGAGACCUCAAAAUAUUGGCGCUUUGCCCGAACACCCUAAGCGAGACGAAAAUCCAAAAUUUAAAAAGUCCCCGAAUUCACGAUUGUUCCAUCUCGUUUAAUUCGUCAAUUGUUGGCAAAGUUGUUGUCUUGUGUUCCCGUCCUCGACAAAACGUGAAAUUAGGCACUUUCACGUCGUAGUCGUGCAACGACGGCUACGAAUUGUACAAUAAAAAGGGUGAUGUACGCGUAAAGUUGUUGUUUUGCUAAUCUAAACCUGUUUCUUUUUUGCCGUUCUCGUUGCCGACGCUGUCAUCUUUAAAUGUGUUCUAACACGGGAAUCAAGGGCCGGGGUAUCAAUCGAUUGAUACGUUUCUACAAGAGAGUUGCUAGCUAAUUUUUCCCCAUUUUUUUGUUAAUAUUUCAGGUGGAUGGCUUCUCGUAUCCCGUUUUGUCAUGAAAGCACAGGAUUCGUUCCUUGAUAAUAGAGUCGAGUCAAAUUCUUACAGAACAAUCCUCCCCAAUUUUAACUCUAACAAACAAUUCUUGCUCAGGAAUGGCUUCAGUCAGUUGAAACAAGAUACGGGUUUUACUCAGAUACGGUUCUAUUGUUUCAAGAAGACAACAGGUCGAGUGUUUCACAUUAUGACUAACAACGAUGCUAAAGGAAGUGCCGUGCUCACGUUUUUUACCUCCUCUGAUAACCAGGCCGAAGCUUGUGGCUCUUUUACGCGGCUUGCUGACGACAACUCUACCUUAGCGGCGAGAUGCGACAAAUGGGGUUUCCCCAGUUAUGAUACAUGGGGUCACACAUUACACCUUAGUGACCUUCGCCUUUUUGACAAGCCUGCCGUAUGGAGAAACACAAUACGUGUUCGGUUUGCUAGUGAUGCCGCCGGUGAAUAUGACUGCGAUGGGGACGGUGGUAGCCUGUCGUUGGGUGAUACGUGGCAGGUUUUUGUACGAUAA
This is a messenger RNA of Porites lobata, 2392 nucleotides long. The record is from the annotation of a GenBank genome assembly. NCBI's taxonomy places the organism in Eukaryota, Metazoa, Cnidaria, Anthozoa, Scleractinia, Poritidae.